AUGCUGUCUCUGGGAUUGAUGAACAGAAGUGCUGGAUGCACUAGAAGAGCGGUCCUUCUUAUCCGUGGUGCAGCUCAGAGGAGGCUGUUGAGCAGUUCUGUGCGCAGACUAAACACGAUGAAGUCGUCUAUGAACGCUGAGGAAGAAGCGCUACUGAACAAGCAGCGUGCUCUGAGACCUAUCUCCCCACACUUGACCAUAUACCAGCCACAGCUGACAUGGUACAUGUCCUCCGUGCACAGAAUCUCACACCUGAUCCUCGGCGGUACUUUCUACGUGCUCACUAUCCUGUUCGGGCUUGGGUACUUCGUCUCCGGCAUAAACACCGAGUCCGUCUCGCAGUGGUACCACAAGCACGUCUCGCCAAUGACCGAGCAGAUCGUCAAGGCAGGGUUCGCCUUCACUUUCGCCUUCCACUACUUCUCCACCAUCAGACACUACAUCUGGGACUUCGCAAAGGAACUGACCUUGAAAGGUGUCUACAGAACAGGCUACUCCGUGCUGGCUUUGACCGCCAUCGCAGGUACAUACAUCUGGAACAUGUAA
Nakaseomyces glabratus is the source of this 546-nucleotide messenger RNA. RefSeq names its product succinate dehydrogenase cytochrome b subunit SDH3 (gene SDH3). Gene Ontology annotation, cellular component: membrane. NCBI's taxonomy places the organism in Eukaryota, Fungi, Ascomycota, Saccharomycetes, Saccharomycetales, Saccharomycetaceae. Gene Ontology annotation, molecular function: oxidoreductase activity, acting on the CH-CH group of donors; electron transfer activity. The record is from RefSeq and is a predicted model, not a curated record. Gene Ontology annotation, biological process: tricarboxylic acid cycle; mitochondrial electron transport, succinate to ubiquinone.